Molecule: messenger RNA, 1744 nt
Organism: Owenia fusiformis
Lineage: Eukaryota; Metazoa; Annelida; Polychaeta; Sabellida; Oweniidae
Source: the annotation of a GenBank genome assembly
UUGUAAAAACACACGCGGGAUUGACAGGAUUCUUUCUCUCUCUCGUAUAAGGACAUAUAUAGAGAUCACAUAAGAAGUCAAACACAUUGUUGGUUCACAAUUGUAUAAAGCGAGCAGAACGCAAUAAAGCAAGAUGAAGUCAGAGUUAAAACCACUAAAGCCCAACGUGAGCGAGGCGAGUUUCAUGACGGUCGAUACAACGAUAACUAUGGAGUCUGAGAGCUCUACUGAGUUCAGUACGGACUCCUAUACUACCUCCGAGAAGAUCAGAUACCACCUCAAGAAUAACAUGCUCCUCGUCUUGACCAUGUUGUCUAUUGUUAUUGGGUUUGCUGCAGGAUUUGGAAUCAGAUGGCUAAACCCAACCAAAGAUGCCAUAAUGUGGAUAGGUCUUCCAGGAGAAAUGUUUCUGAGAAUGCUUAAGAUGAUGAUUCUCCCGCUGAUUAUCAGCAGUGUGAUCGCAGGGACUGCCUCUAUGGACCCGAAGUCCAACGGUAGGAUCAGCGGCAUCGCUCUGGCGUAUGUUAAUGUCACGAACGUAAUCGCCUGCAUCAUUGGCAUCGGGCUCACAGUCAGCAUUAAACCAGGAAACAGUGCGGGUAUUGCAAGCGUACAGAGCACUGUAUCAGAAUCUCUUGCAACUGAAGAUAUAUUCGCAGACCUUAUCCGCAAUCUAUUUCCGGAUAACAUUAUAGAAGCAGCACUUAAACAGGCCCAAACCAAAUACAUUGAGGCUGACCAACCUGUAUUAAGUCCUAUAGAAGGGAACUGGUCUGAUGCAGCAAAUGCUACUGUAGAAGUCUUCACUAAGACAGUUGGCAAAGUGGACAGUACAAAUAUACUUGGCAUUGUAAUAUGCUGCAUGUUGUAUGGUAUAGCAACUAGUACAAUUGGAGAGGCAGGUUACCCAUUCCUAGCAUUCUUCAGGUCUGCAAGUGACAUCACACUCAAGAUAUUAAGGUGGCUCCUAUGGUACUCCCCAGUUGGUAUCUGCAGUCUUAUGGCAGCCACUAUAGCUGGGAUAGGCAAUUUGGAGGCAACAUUCCUCAGACUUGGCCUGUUUAUCCUGACAGUGACUGUUGGCAUAGUGAUACACCAGGCAGUGGUUAUACCUCUUAUACAUUUCAUAGCAACAAGGAAGAACCCUUACCCCUUCUAUGUGAACAUAUCAAGAGCAUGGUUUACAGGAUUUGCUGCUACAAGCACAGCAGUUACAAUACCAGAGAUGCUGCGUGCAUGCGAUGAGAAGAAAGUGGAUGAAAGAGUGUCGAAAUUUGUAAUUCCAUUCUGUGUUACUCUAAAUGCUGAUGGCAGUGCCCUGUAUAUUACAUCAGCUGCAAUAUUUAUUGGGCAGCUAUCUGGAGUGGACAUGAACGUUGGAAAAAUACUUAUCAUAGGGAUACUCACUGCUGUAGCAUGCCUGGCUCUACCGUCUGUGCCUAGCUCAAGUAUAGUUACCCUGGUAAUAAUUCUGACCACACUCAACAUUCCAACAGAAGAUAUUUCCCUCCUAUUUGCAGUAGAGUGGUAUCUGGACAGAAUCCGUACCACCAGUAAUAUAGUCAGCCAUACAUUCUGCGCUCGGUUUACGUAUCAUUUCUGUCGUGAAGAACUACAGAGAGUCGAUGCUGAGAAAGAGGCAGAAAGGGAAAUCCUCAGAGAGAGAAAGAAAAACUUACAACUUCAUAAAUCUGUAACCUUUGAAACAUUGGUCGAGGACCCAGAAUAUGAGAGUGAAAUUUAA